AUGACAUUUCCGGUCGCUCGUGUAGCAUCGAUAAGAUGUCCAUUUCACAAUGUGCCACGAGCCAAACGACCUAUAAUGCUCUCCUUCAAUACCUCCCGCCCCAGUAAACUUUCUACCCUAACGACAAAUUCCCAAUUAUAUAUACAUAAUUCAGCCAUUCAUACUUCACAGAAACGUAUUCCUCAACCACGUACAUCGUUUAUUCAUGCAGCGGGAAUCCAUACGUCGAAUGUUCGACAACAUGAGAAAGAAAAGGAUAUGAGAAAUGCGGAUCCGAAGGUUAGCGAUAUUGGGAGGGCGAUUGAGGAUGAUUUUGCUACGAUUAGAGAUUGUUAUGCUACACCUAAACAUCCAAUUGUUCUCGCACACGGUCUCUUCGGGUUCGACGAAGUUCGCAUCGCAGGUAGUCUUCUCCCCGCAGUACAAUAUUGGCGCGGUAUAACGAAUGCUCUUCGUGCAAAAGGUAUUGAAGUGAUUAUCGCCUCUGUUCCCGCUUCUGGUAGCAUCGAAGAACGCGCUGCGGCAUUGGGGGAAGAUAUUGCCGCGAAGGCGAAUGGGAAGAGCGUGAAUAUUAUUGCGCAUAGUAUGGGAGGUUUAGAUGCACGGUUUAUGAUAUCUCGGUUGCAGCCGCCGAAUGUGGAAGUGCUGAGUUUGACGACGAUCGCGACGCCUCAUCGCGGCAGCGCGUUUGCGGAUUAUUGUUUCGAUGAGAGUUGGUGGCAUGGGAUGAUACCGGGGUUGAUUAGGAAAUUGAAUGAGGUGGGGAUUAGUACGGGGGCUUUUACGCAGUUGACGAGGAAAUAUAUGAGCGAAGAGUUCAAUCCGAAUACGCCGGAUGAUAAGAGUGUGCGAUAUUUCAGCUAUGGGGCGUCUUGCGAUCCGAAGCUUUGGAGUGCGUUUCAUAAGAGUCAUGGGAUAGUGGAGAAAGUUGAGGGGCCGAAUGAUGGAUUGGUUAGUGUGGAGAGUAGUCGUUGGGGCACUUAUAAGGGGACUUUGGUGGACGUGAGUCAUUUGGAUUUAAUCAAUUGGACCAAUAGGUUGAGGUGGUUGAUGUGGGAGUUGACGGGGAACGUGAGGAAGUUUAAUGCCAUUGCUUUUUAUUUGGAUAUUGCGGAUAUGUUGGCGAAAGAGGGGCUUUAG
Messenger RNA from Botrytis byssoidea, 1140 nucleotides. RefSeq lists its product as uncharacterized. Gene Ontology annotation, molecular function: triacylglycerol lipase activity. The transcript is spliced from 2 exons. The coding region runs from base 1 to 1140 and encodes 379 amino acids. NCBI's taxonomy places the organism in Eukaryota, Fungi, Ascomycota, Leotiomycetes, Helotiales, Sclerotiniaceae. The record is from RefSeq and is a predicted model, not a curated record.